This is a messenger RNA of Oryza sativa Japonica Group (Japanese rice), 1581 nucleotides long. The record is from RefSeq and is a predicted model, not a curated record. Lineage: Eukaryota; Viridiplantae; Streptophyta; Magnoliopsida; Poales; Poaceae.
ACACGCACAACGCCCAAACUGGUGCGCACCUACACCCGCGCACACAACACAGACACGGACGUACACUUUGCACCUCUCUCACCGCACGUAGUCGCCAUGGUCGCUGUCACCGUGAUGAGGAAGUCCCGGAACUUCGUCGGGCCGUCUCCUCCGACGCCGCCGGCCGAGAUCACGACGACGCUCGAGCUGUCGUCCAUCGACCGCGUGCCCGGGCUGCGCCACAACGUGCGGUCCCUGCACGUGUUCCGCCGCCACAAGAACAGCGGGCCCGUCGUCGACGGUGAUAGCAGGAGGCCGGCCGCCGUGAUCCGCGCGGCGCUCGCCCGGGCGCUGGCGGACUACCCGGCGUUCGCCGGCCGAUUCGUCGGCUCCCUGCUGGCCGGCGACGCCUGCGUCGCGUGCACCGGCGAGGGCGCGUGGUUCGUGGAGGCAGCCGCGGACUGCAGCCUCGACGACGUGAACGGCCUCGAGUACCCGCUCAUGAUCUCCGAGGAGGAGCUGCUGCCUGCCCCCGAGGACGGCGUCGACCCUACCAGUAUUCCAGUCAUGAUGCAGGUGACUGAAUUCACUUGUGGAGGAUUUAUCUUGGGCCUUGUGGCAGUCCACACCCUUGCUGAUGGACUUGGAGCAGCACAAUUCAUCACUGCAGUAGCUGAAUUGGCCCGUGGCAUGGACAAGCUCAGGGUGGCUCCCGUGUGGGAUCGCUCGCUGAUACCGAACCCACCUAAGCUCCCUCCUGGGCCACCACCAUCGUUCCAGUCCUUUGGUUUUCAGCAUUUCUCCACAGAUGUCACCUCUGACCGUAUAGCUCACGUGAAGGCUGAGUACUUCCAGACCUUUGGCCAGUAUUGUUCCACCUUUGAUGUUGCUACUGCUAAGGUUUGGCAGGCCAGGACACGGGCCGUCGGGUACAAACCGGAGAUCCAGGUCCAUGUGUGUUUCUUUGCAAACACGCGUCACCUGCUCACGCAGGUUCUCCCAAAAGAUGGGGGCUACUAUGGCAACUGCUUUUAUCCAGUGACUGUGACAGCAAUAGCUGAGGAUGUUGCCACCAAAGAGUUGCUUGAUGUGAUCAAGAUAAUUCGGGAUGGAAAGGCGAGGCUCCCCAUGGAGUUUGCAAAGUGGGCUUCAGGGGAUGUGAAAGUUGAUCCCUACGCAUUGACAUUUGAACACAAUGUGCUUUUUGUGUCUGAUUGGACGAGGUUAGGAUUCUUCGAGGUAGACUAUGGGUGGGGUACACCUAAUCACAUCAUACCAUUCACUUAUGCAGACUACAUGGCAGUCGCAGUGCUUGGUGCUCCACCAAUGCCAAAGAAAGGGACCCGGAUUAUGACACAGUGUGUGGAGAACAAGUGUAUCAAGGAGUUCCAAGAUGAGAUGAAGGCCUUCAUAUAAUAUAUAUUAUAUGUGUAGUAGGUUGGAAUAAAUUUGCUAUUUAUGAGUAGUAUUUGCAGGGUCCAAUCAAUACCAUGCUUGUUGUAUUGUGUUAAAUACAUGAUAUAUGACCUGGACAAUUAUAUAUACGUGUGUUAAUUAAGUUAUAAGAAGUUUAGCUUGUGAAGUGCACCAUUAAUUAUUUGA